UUCCGUGAAUAAUUGCCAAUAUGCAAUAUAGAUUAAUAGAAAACUUUGGUAUAUAGAUUUUAGCAGCAUAUAUCAGAUUUUUAAAAAGUGUGAAAUGAUGCAUAGUUAGAAUCAAAUAACGUCAUCCGUUAGUGAAGUUACGACACGUGUUCAAUGCGUUGACAAUAGAAUUAUUAGAAAAAGUUGGUCGAAUUUUGAAUUUUAUUUGUGCAUUAAUUGCAUUUUUGCAUAAAGGAAAGAACAAUUGUGAAUUCAUGGCGAAAAGAAUUCAACCACCUUGGAGUCUUCCAGAAAGGAAGACACCUACUAAACUAUAUCUAUAUAAUAGUUUAACUCGUGAAAAGGAAGAAUUUAUUCCUCAAUUUGGAAAUGGAGUUCUGUGGUAUAGUUGUGGUCCAACAGUUUACGAUGCCUCACAUAUGGGUCAUGCCAGAUCAUACAUAUCCUUUGAUAUCUUACGGAGAGUAUUGUCAAAUUAUUUUGGAUAUGAUGUCUUGUACGUAAUGAAUAUAACUGAUAUAGAUGACAAAAUUAUCAAACGAGCCAGACAAAAUUAUUUAUUUCAAAAUUAUGUUAAAGAAAAUUAUAGCUUAGAUAAAAUAUUAGAUCAUACUAAAAUAGUAAUGUCCAAUUUUGAAAACAUAGUAAAAAUAACAACUGAUCCCGAUAAAAAAUGUAUGAUGGAAAAGAUGUUGAGUCGAGUCGAAAAAGCUAUAGAAAAUUUGGAAAGAGCAGUCAGAAGUAAAGAUGAAAAUAAAAUUAUAAAAUGCCAAGAGAUAUUAUUGGAGGAAGCACGAGAUCCUUUAGCCAAUUGGUUAGAUGAUCAAAAAGGAGAUACUGUUGAGGAACAUUCAAUAUUUACCAAAUUGUCGCAACAUUGGGAAUCGGAAUUUCACAAAGAUAUGGAUGCUUUAAAUGUAUUGAGGCCUAAUGUCUUAACAAGAGUUAGUGAAUAUGUCCCAGAGAUUAUUGAAUUUAUUCUUAAAAUUAUAGAUAAUGGUUUUGCUUAUGAAAGCAAUGGAUCUGUUUAUUUUGAUGUAGGAAAAUUUGAUAAAAAAGAUAAGCAUUACUAUGCGAAAUUGGUUCCUGAAGCAUAUGGUGAUACAUCAAGUUUAGAAGAAGGAGAAGGUGAUUUAAGCACAUCGGUUGAAACAUUGUCAGAAAAGAGAUCGGUAACAGAUUUUGCUCUUUGGAAGCGUUCUAAGGCAGGUGAACCUUGGUGGUGUAGUCCUUGGGGUAAAGGUAGACCAGGUUGGCAUAUAGAGUGUUCUGUAAUGGCAUCAGCAAUUUGUGGUGAUAGUUUAGAUAUUCAUACUGGAGGCGUAGAUCUUAAAUUUCCUCAUCAUGACAAUGAGCUUGCUCAAGCUGAAGCACAUUUUAAUAACUCGAAUUGGGUUAGAUAUUUUCUUCAUUCUGGUCACUUAACAAUUGCUGGUUGUAAAAUGUCUAAAUCAUUAAAGAAUUUUAUUACUAUACAAGAUGCAUUAAAAAAACAUUCAGCGAGACAGUUAAGACUUGCAUUUCUUCUUCACUCAUGGAAGGAUACUCUAGACUAUAGUGAAAAUACUAUGAAUAUGGCUAUUCAAUACGAAAAGUUCCUCAACGAAUUCUUCUUAAAUGUAAAAUGCAGAAUUAGAUGCUCAAGUAAUACAGGUAAUAUAAAUCUUUUUAGUAAAUGGACUGAUGCUGAAAUAGAUCUUAACUCAAAGUUUUCUGCUUCGAAGGAUUCCGUUCACAAUUCAUUAUGUGACAAUAUUGAUACAAAAAGUGCUUUAGACGCAAUUAGAGAUAUUGUAGCACAUUGCAAUAUUUAUAUGAAGCAAAAUAAACAUCCAAAUACUCUAUUACUCAGAGAUAUUGCAGUUUACAUUACAAAAAUAUUCACUAUUUUUGGUGCUAUAAAUUCAUCUCAUGAUGGCAUUGGUUUUCCAAUUGAUAAUGAGACAACGAAAACAAAUGUGGAAGAAAUCGUUAUGCCGUAUCUUGAAAUUCUUUCUGAUUUUCGAGAAAAAGUAAGGGAUCAUGCAAAACUUAUAAAAGCAGAUAGUAUUCUUCGUGAAUGUGAUAAGUUGAGAGAUGAUAUUUUGCCAACUGUCGGUGUUCGUUUAGAAGAUGAUAGCGAAGAUGGUUGCCAAGUAAAAUUAGUAAACAAAGAUGAACUUUUAAAAGAGAAAGAAGCUAAAAGAAAAGCAGAAUUGGAGAAAAUUUUAGAAAAGGAAAAAAGAAAAAGUGAAGCAGCUGCUGCAGCUGCUGCGAAAGAAGCGCAAAAGAGAAUAUCACCAAUGGAAAUGUUUAAAUUAGAGAAGGACAAGUAUUCUCAAUUUGAUGAAAAAGGAUUACCGACGCACGAUGCAUGUGGUAAAGAGAUCAGUAAAGGACAAUUGAAAAAGUUACAAAAACUACAGCAAGCUCAAGAAAAAAAAUACAACGAUUACUUAAUGUCUCAACAGAAUUGUAUUAAGUAAUCUUGUUGCCAUUAAUGUAUUUGCAUGCUUUUUUCUUUUUUCAUAAAAUUGUUAACAGGAAAAGACUAUUAAAAAGUGCGAACAAUAGGUUUUUUACUCUAA
Messenger RNA from Polistes canadensis, 2567 nucleotides. It is a transcript of the gene CysRS, whose product is annotated as cysteine--tRNA ligase, cytoplasmic. Gene Ontology annotation, biological process: cysteinyl-tRNA aminoacylation. The record is from RefSeq and is a predicted model, not a curated record. Gene Ontology annotation, cellular component: cytoplasm. Lineage: Eukaryota; Metazoa; Arthropoda; Insecta; Hymenoptera; Vespidae. Gene Ontology annotation, molecular function: ATP binding; cysteine-tRNA ligase activity. The coding region runs from base 255 to 2465 and encodes 736 amino acids. The transcript is spliced from 11 exons.